UACCAUUUAAUUGCAUUCAACUUUAAAACAAGAGUCACUGUGGUUUCAACUUUAAACAUCGCCGUCACGCUUAAUCAAAAUCAAAAACAGCCUUCACCACCUCUUCCAACUCCCCCUCAAAUUCCCGUAGUGUAAAUUUUGUCAUCCUCGUCCCCCAAAAUCCCCUCCCAAAUUUUCGAUUUCAUCCAUCGCCGACCGUCAUAUCUUCCCCUCGAUAAAACUUCCCUAAUUCUCUACCCAUUAGGGUUCUUAAGUGGUGAUCCAAAUAAACCACAAUUCGAUCAAUAAAACCCUGAUUCACUUCCUACCCUUUUCAAUUCCAAUCAAACAAGAAAACCCCAGUUUUUCAGAUUUCGAAAAAAAGCUCACCUUUAAAAAUCUCACAUACUCUUCCGAAAUCCAGUCCCAAUUUCAAUUCAAUUAACGCAAAGGAAUUAUAAAAAUUCGCCAAUUACCCUUUUCAUCUUCAACCAAAAUAGCAAUAAUUAGAUAAUCAAAAUCCCAAAUUUAUCCUUCCACUGUUGAUGGGCACAAUUAGCUUUAACAGAGAACUCCCAAAACCCUCAACUUCUUCUUUUCCUUCGUCUUCUUCUUCUUCUACCUCCUCGACGUCUCUAACCGAGACGGUAAAUGGGUCCCAUCAGUUCAAGAUCAGCGGCUACUCCCUUGCCAAAGGCAUGGGAGUUGGCAAAUACAUAGCUUCAGAAACUUUUAUGGUUGGUGGCUACGAAUGGGCCAUUUAUUUCUACCCAGAUGGCAAGAGUGCUGAGGAUAAUGCUUCUUACGUUUCGCUUUUUAUUGCGCUGGCAAGUGAAGGAACGGAUGUAAGGGCGCUUUUUGAGUUGACCCUUUUGGACCAGAGUGGGAAAGGUCAUCACAAAGUGCAUAGCCAUUUUGGGAGGACGCUUGAGAGCGGGCCUUAUACGCUUAAGUAUCGUGGGAGCAUGUGGGGUUAUAAACGCUUUUUCAAAAGAACUCUUAUAGAGACGUCGGACUACCUUAGAGAUGAUUGCCUCUCAAUUUGCUGUUGUGUUGGUGUAGUUAAGUCAUAUACGGAGGGACCUAAAAUAUUUUCCAUUGUGAUGCCACCAUCUAAUCUUGGUCAGCAUUUUGGGAGGCUAUUACAAAGUGGUAAGGGAGCUGAUGUCAAAUUUGAAGUUGACGGUGAAAUAUUUGAUGCCCACAAGUUGGUUCUGGCUGCUCGUUCACCUGUAUUCAGGGCACAACUAUUUGGUCCAUUGAAGGAUCGUAACACGCAGUGUAUUAGAGUAGAAGAUAUGGAAGCCCCUAUUUUUAAGGCAUUACUACAUUUUAUUUACUGGGAUGACCUACCAGAUAUGGAAGAGCUUGUGGGUUCAACCUCUAAAUGGGCUUCUACACUUGUGGCUCAGCAUCUGCUGGCCGCUGCUGACCGUUAUGCAAUUGAGAGACUGAGAUUGCUCUGCGAGGCUAAACUUUGUGAGAGUGUUACAAUAAACACAGUUGCAACUACAUUAGCCUUGGCAGAACAGCACCACUGUUUGCAUUUGAAAGCUGUUUGUCUAAAAUUCGUUGCAUUGCCGGAAAAUUUAAGAGCUGUGAUGCAAACAGAUGGAUUUGAAUAUCUGAAGGAAAGCUGUCCAACUGUUCUUACUGAGCUGCUGCACUAUGUUGCGAGAAUUGGGGAGCACUCUGUUAUUGCGUGUGGAUAUCGAAAAGAAACUUCAUUUGAUGGUUGUGAUGUUAAUGGCCGACGAGUGAAACCAAGAUUACAGUGAUUUAGGGAAUGACAUACAGAUAUCUUUCGGUCAGUAAGAAAACUAAUAAAAGUGUGCUAAGAUAGGUUUAAUAAAAGUGUGCUAAGAUAGGUUUAGGCAUUUUUGGGUUGUACUAGCAUUUGGUCACUUCUAUGAAAAAUUUAAGUUUAAUGGCUCAUUCGGUUGUCAUACAAAGUUUUUAAGUUUGUACAGGCCUAGAUGCCCCAAUUCACGUUUGUAUGUAGAUUCAGAUCUUUGUGAUUAGCAUAUUGAGCAACAUUGAAAAGAUCAACCAUGAUAUAGAAACCAUUUAUCUUGGA
Theobroma cacao (cacao) is the source of this 2056-nucleotide messenger RNA. RefSeq names its product BTB/POZ and MATH domain-containing protein 2-like. The record is from RefSeq and is a predicted model, not a curated record. Gene Ontology annotation, molecular function: protein binding. Gene Ontology annotation, biological process: protein ubiquitination. Lineage: Eukaryota; Viridiplantae; Streptophyta; Magnoliopsida; Malvales; Malvaceae.